GUAGCUACAUCAAGCUGGGAGGCACGCAGAUCCAAAGGAUAUCAUGAAGUUUCCAGGGCCUUUGGAAAACCAGAGACUGUCUUUCCUGUUGGAAAAGGCAAUCUCUAGGGAAGCCCAGAUGUGGAAGGUGAAUGUGCCGAAAAUGCCUACAAAUCAGAAUGUUUCUCCAUCCCAGAGAGAUGAAGUGAUUCAGUGGCUGGCCAAACUCAAGUACCAGUUCAACCUUUACCCAGAAACAUUUGCUCUGGCUAGCAGUCUUUUGGACAGGUUUUUAGCUACUGUAAAGGCCCAUCCAAAAUACUUGAGUUGUAUUGCAAUCAGCUGCUUUUUCCUAGCUGCCAAGACUGUUGAGGAGGAUGAGAGAAUUCCAGUGCUGAAGGUGUUGGCAAGAGACAGUUUCUGUGGAUGUUCUUCAUCUGAAAUUCUGAGGAUGGAGAGAAUUAUUCUGGAUAAGUUGAAUUGGGAUCUUCACACAGCUACACCACUGGAUUUUCUUCACAUUUUCCAUGCCAUUGCAGUGUCAGCUAGGCCUCAGUUACUUUUCAGUUUGCCCAAACUGAGCCCAUCUCAACAUUUGGCAGUCCUUACCAAGCAACUCCUUCACUGUAUGGCCUGCAACCAAUUUCUACAAUUCAAAGGAUCCAUGCUUGCUCUGGCCAUGGUUAGUUUGGAAAUGGAGAAACUUAUUCCUGAUUGGCUUCCUCUUACAAUUGAACUGCUUCAGAAAGCACAGGUAGGUGUCAAAGCAAGUAUUCAUUUUAAGUUCGUCUCUUACUGGGGGUUUCUAGAUGAUUAUAAAACUAAGAGACAUCUAAUCUUGCACACCCUGGUGACCUGUGACAAAGGAGUGUUCAGAUUACAUCCCUCCUCUGUCCCAGGCCCAGAAUUAGAUUUCUCCAAGGACAACAGCAAACCAGAAGUGCCAGUCAGAGGUGGAGCGGCCUUCUACCACCAUCUCCCCGCUGCCAGUGGGUGCAAGCAUACCUCUGCUAAACGCAAAGUAGAGGAAAUGGAAGUGGAUGACUUCUAUGAUGGAAUCAAACGGCUCUAUAAUGAAGAUAAUGCUUCAGAAAAUGUGGGUUCUGUAUGUGGCACUGAUUUAUCAAGGCAAGAGGGACAUGCAUCCCCUUGUCCACCUUUGCAGCCAGUUUCUGUCAUGUAGCUUCAAGUGUUACCUUUAAGUGCAAACUGAGGUAGACUACUCUGGGAAUGGGAACAUGGAAAAACCGGGAAGGGCUCGGUAAAGGUGUAUUACCUUAUCAGGCCGAUUUGAAGUGAGCCAGAAAAAAACCCCAUUUACUUGUGUGGCAAAUUAUAAUCAACAUUAUCUAACCAUUUAAAGACCAAAAAAAGUGUAAAAUUCAAAAGAUCCAAAUUUUUUUAAAGUAAAAAACUUUUGUAGUGUUCGUCAUUUCCAUCCUUUUCUCUGCUAAAAUAUAAUGGAGAUUGACCCAUCUCAAAAAUUCAUAUUCAUUGUUUUCUUAAAGUUCCAAAAUUCAUAGCUGGCACACCCUGUCUCCAGCAUCCUGAUUUAAUUUUCCUCAUUUUUGCUUGCUUCUUUAUUGAAUACUUAAUGAACUUCAUGCAUGUUGAUCUAUAGCCUGACUUCCACUGAUUAGGAAACCCUUAAAAUCAUUUUUUAGCAAUUUAGUGAAUAAAUUAUUUCAGUGACAGCCAUGUUUAAUCCAUGAUUCAAAUGAAUCUGAAAAGGGUACUUCAGAAUCGCCCCAUAUGAAUGAGAGGUGGUAAUAGAAAAAGGACUGGCAUUACCACAUUGAUUUUGUAUUUGUCUCAUUUCAGUUCCUGGAGUUUGGAAACAAAAUUACUGUUUUCAUUUUUGUUUAUCUUAAAUUGGAGCUUAAAAGUGGCAUGUAAUUAGGACACUUAGAUUUGUUGAAAGCAUUUUUGACAUUUGUAUAAAAGAAUUUGUGAUAAAGUUAAUAUAUCCAGGUGCUCACCAAAGAAACAUGUAACAACUAAGGUUUUUGUUUUUGUUUUUUUUUUUGGUAACUGAUCAGUUUUCACUCAUUAUAAUCAGUAGGAGAGGCUGUCUAGAUGUUGGGGCAGCUCUAUGAUUGGGGUCUGUGACAUGUAAUAACUGAACUCAGUACCCAAGAUUUACGUUAAGCUAUUAGUAUUUUCUUGAUGGAAGUCAUUCACCCCACCUGUAUUUCUCUCAGUGACUGCUGGAUGCUGAGCUCCCUGUGCAGUCUGGAGAAGGUAUUGCAGUCAGAACCAUGUGCUGAUGGGAAAAGCCUCUGGUAGCAAUAAAAGUUGUCCUUAACCUCUGUA
Molecule: messenger RNA, 2292 nt
Organism: Ailuropoda melanoleuca (giant panda)
Lineage: Eukaryota; Metazoa; Chordata; Mammalia; Carnivora; Ursidae
Gene: CCNI
Product: cyclin I
Exons: 6
Coding region: 44-1162 (372 amino acids)
Source: RefSeq, a predicted model, not a curated record